AAACCCCUGCACUACGGGACCCUCCUGGGCAGCAGAGCUUGUGCCCACAUGGCAGCAGCUGCCUGGGCCACUGGCUUUCUCAAUGCUCUGCUGCACACAGCCAAUACAUUUUCCCUGCCCCUGUGCCAGGGCAAUGCCCUGGGCCAGUUCUUCUGUGAAAUCUCCCACAUCCUCAAGCUCUCCUGCUCACAGUCCAACACCAGGGAAAUUGGGCUCAUUGUGGUUAGUGCUUCUUUUUGUUUUGGUUGUUUUGUUUUCAUUGUUUUCUCCUAUGUGCAGAUCUUCAGGGCUGUGCUGAGGAUCCCCUCUGAGCAGGGACGGCACAAAGCCUUUUCCACGUGCCUCCCUCACCUGGCCGUGGUCUCCCUGUUCCUCAGCACUGGCACUUUUGCCCAUCUGAAGCCCCCCUCCAUCUCCUCCCCAUCCCUGGAUCUGGCCCUGUCAGUUCUGUACUCGGUGGUACCUCCAGCACUGAACCCCCUCAUC
This is a messenger RNA of Pipra filicauda (Wire-tailed manakin), 486 nucleotides long. RefSeq names its product olfactory receptor 14J1-like. NCBI's taxonomy places the organism in Eukaryota, Metazoa, Chordata, Aves, Passeriformes, Pipridae. Gene Ontology annotation, cellular component: membrane. Gene Ontology annotation, biological process: G protein-coupled receptor signaling pathway. Gene Ontology annotation, molecular function: olfactory receptor activity. The record is from RefSeq and is a predicted model, not a curated record. The annotation marks the transcript as partial. The transcript has a single exon.